Dipodomys spectabilis (banner-tailed kangaroo rat) is the source of this 1149-nucleotide messenger RNA. RefSeq names its product serine/threonine-protein phosphatase 2A 65 kDa regulatory subunit A alpha isoform-like. Gene Ontology annotation, biological process: G protein-coupled receptor signaling pathway; protein dephosphorylation. The coding region runs from base 1 to 1149 and encodes 382 amino acids. Gene Ontology annotation, cellular component: protein phosphatase type 2A complex; cytoplasm; membrane. Lineage: Eukaryota; Metazoa; Chordata; Mammalia; Rodentia; Heteromyidae. The record is from RefSeq and is a predicted model, not a curated record. The transcript has 11 exons. Gene Ontology annotation, molecular function: pheromone receptor activity; protein phosphatase regulator activity; protein binding.
AUGACGUUCAGCGUAGAUGCCCAGGAAUGGAAGCUGAUAAAGGACUGCGAGGCCAAGGUGAGGGCCGCGGACUCCCACAAGGUGAAAGCGUUCUUCGAGAACCUCUCUGCAGAUUGUCGUGAGAAAGUCAUCAUGACCCAGAUCUUGCUGUGCAUCAAGGAACUGGUGUCAGAUGCCAACCAGCACAUGAAGUCUGCCCUGGCCUCUGUCAUCAUCGGCCUUUCUCCCCUUCUGGGCAAAGACAACACCAUUGAUCACCUCCUGCCACUCUUCCUGGCCCAGCUGAGGGACAGGUGCCUUGAGGUGCGGCUGAACAUCAUCUCCAACCUGGACUAUGUGAAGGAGAUUUUCGCCAUCCGGCAGCUGUCCCAGUCGCUUCUGCCAGCCAUCGUGGAGCUAGCCCAGGACGCCAAGUGGCGGGUGCGUUUGGCCAUCAUUGAGUACAUGUCCCUGGUGGCUAGGCAGCUGGGAGUGGAAUUCUUUGAUGAGAAACUCAACUCAUUGUGCAUAGCAUGGCUGGUGGACCAUGUCUAUGCCAUCUGUAAGGCAGCCACCAGCAACCUCAAGAAGCUGGUGGAGAAGUUCAGGAAGGAGUGGGCCCAUGCCACCAUCAUCCCCAAAGUGCUGGCCAUGUCCGGAGACCCCAACUACCUGCAUCGCAUGACCACCCUCUUCUGCAUAAACGUUCUGUCAGAGGUGUGCAGGCAGGACAUCACCACCAAGCACAUGUUGCCCACCGUUGUUCGAAUGGCAGGGGACCCCUUCGCCAAAGUCCGCUUCAAUGUGGCCAAGUCCCUGCAGAAGAUCAGGCCCAUCCUCCACAACAGCACCCUGCAGAGCGAGGUCAAGCCAGUCCUGGAGAAUCUGACCCAGGACCAGGACUUUGCCCUGGAGGCCUUGACUGUUGCUGACAUGCUGCACGUGGCCAUACUCUCGGUGCCUGAUGUUCUGUGUCUGGGGCUCAUGCUCUGGGCCAGCACCUCCAUGCUCUUCAUCCUGUACAGACACAAGCAGAGAAUGCGACACAUCCAGAGGACCAGUGUCUCCACCAGAGCCCCUCUGGAGUCCAGAGCCACCAUAAGCAUCCUCCUCCUGGUCCUCCCCGUCUGUGUCACCUUGGAGAGUGUGGAUGUGGACUUAGCCUCCUGA